Messenger RNA from Microplitis mediator, 1983 nucleotides. RefSeq lists its product as uncharacterized. The transcript is spliced from 7 exons. The record is from RefSeq and is a predicted model, not a curated record. NCBI's taxonomy places the organism in Eukaryota, Metazoa, Arthropoda, Insecta, Hymenoptera, Braconidae. The coding region runs from base 219 to 1745 and encodes 508 amino acids.
CUUCAGCUCUCACGCAAGGAACAAAACCCUAACACCUUUAGUCAGUGUUACAGCUUGCGACGCAUCCAAUGUUAUUGAUAUUGUGUCUUGUCAUUUAUAUUAUUAUUAAUAAAAGUUGAAAUCAAAAUAAAAUAAUCAUUUGUGCCAUUUAAACACUUUUUUGUAUUCUAGUAAAUGACGGUCUAUUUAAGUUUAUCUUCAUGUGAUUAGCUUUUAAGAUGGAUAAUAAAAUCUUUUAUCGUGGUAGACAGCAGCAGUCAAAUCUUCCUUUUAAAGUUUUUGAAGGUUAUAGUUAUUGUUGUUACAAAACUGUGAAAGACACCAGCUAUUUAAGAUGCUGUGAACGUCGUUCUCUUCGCUGCGAUGCUCAUGGAAAAUUUCAAAACGGUCAAAUUUUUUUAACUACUAAUCAUAAUCAUGAAGGUGAACCAAAGCUAGAGCUGUACUAUAAUUUUCAGAAAGCUUUGUAUUAUGCUUCGAUUUCGCAGCCUUAUCAGUCUCUGCGACUGAUUUAUGAUAAUUUAAGUGUGAUUCAUUAUGAAGCAGCCAUAAAGUACACGUGGGCCAAAAUGCAGCCAAUGAUGACAAGUUGGCGUCGUAGUAAUCAACUUCCUCACCCACCAAUUCCCAAUGAUUUACUGCAUUAUGUUACUCUGCUAAGGAUGCCUCAAUGGGAUCAUCUACUGCGUUAUUCGCAAGGCCAUCUAAGUGUUUCAGCCCUUCAUGCACCUGAUGGUGGCAUUAUAAUAAUAUUUUUCGACUUAAAUUUUUUGGCAUCAAUAAUAACAACGACGCUCUUUAUGGAUGCUACUUUUAAAAUGACCCCCAAAAAACCAAAAGUUUAUCAAUUUUUCACGAUUAUGGCGUUAAUUAAUAACAAGGCCUUGCCAAUAUGCUGGAUGUUAAUGUCAAAAAAGUCAGCAUCAGCAUACAAAACAGGAUUAUCCUACUUCAAAAAUCAUGGAGCACCGCACAUUCAACCUCAAACAAUAAUGUCAGAUUUUGAAGCAUCACUGGAUGUUGCUAUUAAAGAUCAAUUUCCGGCAACUCUACACACUGGGUGCUACUUUCAUUUUUGCCAGGCACUGAUAAAAAGAUUGAAGAAACUUGGACUGUUACGUUUAGUAAGCACUUGGAAAUAUGGCCAGAUUAUUAUUAGGAAAUUAAUGGCACUGGCUUUGUUGCCUCCAAACGACGCCCUCCAAGGAUACAACUGGUUAAUAACGAAUAUUCCUGAAGAUAUUUAUAUUUUAUUGCACGAAUUUUUUUUGUAUUUUUACAAUCAAUGGAUUGUUAGAACUCCACCAACACUAUGGAGUGUCCACGGCCAUGAACAACGUACGAAUAAUUUUUCAGAAAGUUACCAUAAAAAAUCAAAUAUUCGUUUUGGCGUUCACCCGAAUAUAUGGGACUUUACCGAAAAUCUAACUCGUUUGCAAGCUAUUACUCGAAUAGAGUAUGAAUCGUUGCAAAAUGGCGAAGAUAUAACAAGGUCAACUCGAUCAGAGAAUUUAGAUAUAAAUAUGAAAAUUAAAAAAGCUUGGGAUUUGUACAACAACAAUAUACUAGAUAUACCCAGUUUUUUGGCCUGCGCCAGCAAUUUUUUGCGAGCUUUUCAAGGACAUAUCAUUGACGACGAACCCAAUCAUCAGAACAAUGUAGCAGAUAUUGACGCUAACAACAUUGUUAAUAAUUACGAUGACCACUUAAUAUUUUUAGAGUUAAAUAUAAUGGAAAUUCAAUAACAAUAAAUUUUAUGUAAUUGUUAAUUUAUUGAUCAUAAAAAAUCUUUUCCUUCAAUUAUUCGUUCUAUUGAAACAAUUUAUUGUUUACUAUUUAAUUUAUUUAGUGGUUUAUAUCUACUGUAAUGUUUCGUAAUUAACCAUUUCAUUAAGAUUAAUUUAUUUAGUUCUUGUCAAAAAUGAAGUUGUAAUAUUAAAAAAAUUGCAUUGUCAUUAUCUUCAUUAAUAAUACCAAACAGUU